AUGAAAAUAGUCAAAGCUAAAGUAGGAUCGCAGAAAAUUAAUUGUCGCCUCGAACCAGGAUUUCUCGGACUAUCAAUGUGUACUGAUAAGCUCCUCAAGAAAAUAGGUGGUAAAAUUAGCAGAAAAUUAACACUCGAAGAAAAAGAUAGCAAAUUCAUCAGAGAAGAAGCCACAGCUCCACUUGGAUUGGCCGUAAUCCCACUUACAUUUACAUCUAAUAUAAAAGAUAAUAUCCGUCUUAAUAAUAAAAAAUCUAUCACGAUUCCAACCGAAGUACUGGUUGAUAGAUAUAACUCUACAUUACCUAAUUAUAUAAUGCUUGGUAAUAAUUGGUUCUAUGGACGCAAAUAUGAUGAUGAUGAGCUCCAGACUUAUAUACCAGAAAUAGUGACCGAUGCAGAAGAUGCCUGGGUAAGAACAACUUUGCGUAUUAAAAACCUAACUGAGAAGAAAGGGGAGAGAGUAAUAGUAUCUGUUAAUAAAAGAGAUAUUCAUGAUUUUUACAAAAUACUUCCUGGGAAAUCGAAAGAUUCGGGCACUUCCAAUUCGGAUACUUCUUCCAAUUCAGAUACUUCGGACAGCGAUUCAAGUAAUUCUUCCACAUCUAGUUCAGAAAUAGAA
Molecule: messenger RNA, 621 nt
Organism: Dentiscutata erythropus
Lineage: Eukaryota; Fungi; Glomeromycota; Glomeromycetes; Diversisporales; Gigasporaceae
Source: the annotation of a GenBank genome assembly